GUUGCCUCUUCGCGCUUGGAGGGCCAGCUGGAGAGCCAGCAGAAAAGUUUCGGCCUCGUCGUGGAGGCCAUCCAUCUUAUGGGUCUUGAGAGUUGCUCGUCCUCCAACAGGGCGUCUCAGCGGUCUUCUUUGCGGCCGUCGUGGGGCGUUACGAGGCUAAGCGCCUGUCACGGCGGUGCCGACAUCAUGAGCCACAUCUCCCCAUCCUUUGACCCUGGUCGGCACGAGAAAAGGCGUUCCACGAUUUCUACAUCAGCUUGGAAUGCACCUCAGCGACUCGCCGAAUCCGUUGUUCGUCUCUCUGGCUGCUCGCGUCGCUCAGGCCCCCGUACGCACGUGGAGUCGGCCCACGAGUCGAGCGAUUGCGUCCAGGACCUGCCAGCGGAUGACCUGUCGCUCGACGAACCGCCCGACAAGAACUGGGGCACUAUCCCGGAUGAGGGCGCAAAGGAGCAGCCCAACAAGGACGUCGAGUGCAUUGACGCGUCCAACGAGUGCAUCGACGCGUCUGAUGUGGACGUCGGGAGGACGUCUUCCCUCAGGUGCAAGCCUUCGAUCGUCGGCCUUCUGGCAGGGAACAUAUCGGGCGCGGCGGCGGAUCGUCGGACGGCUCGCGUGCGUCGGCGGGGAAGGUCUGCUCGGACGCCUCGCGGGCCUCGCACACCGAGUCCGAGGCGAGCCUGCCCGUGCGCCGCACGACGAGCAUGA
Prorocentrum cordatum is the source of this 708-nucleotide messenger RNA. Lineage: Eukaryota; Dinophyceae; Prorocentrales; Prorocentraceae. The record is from the annotation of a GenBank genome assembly.